Molecule: messenger RNA, 7239 nt
Organism: Closterium sp. Naga37s-1
Lineage: Eukaryota; Viridiplantae; Streptophyta; Zygnematophyceae; Desmidiales; Closteriaceae
Source: the annotation of a GenBank genome assembly
AUGAUCAAACAAUCAAAGCUCGUAACACCUCUGCCUCAACCCCUUACCCCCGUGAUCCGUCUCGUGCAGGCCAGGAGCCUAUCAGAGCAUCACACGUGGCUGCUGCACGGCUUGGCGUGCUUCAAGCCUCCCAGCAGCCGAUCCCGCGACGCCAUUGGCGCAGCUCGUCUGGAAGUGGGCGUGGGGGCAGCAGGAGCAUCGCAAGUGAUCAUCCCCGUGGUGGGCAGGCUAAGAGAAGCUGCUGUGACUGCAAGCGCUGUGAUUAGAUUGGAUGAGACGCAAGCAUAUCUGUUGGCGGAUAGGGUGGGCGGAGGGGAGAGGGCGCAGGUGGGGGAGGCGGAGGGGGAGGGCGCAGGGAAGGGCGGGUUGGAGGAGAAGGAAGAGCAGCGGAGAUUGGUGCAGGAGAUGCUGGCGCUGUAUCAGGAGGAACGGCAGAGUCUGCUCAGAUGUUUUGAGACGUCUCUACACAGUUUCUCCUUCCCUCCGUUCACAUGCAUGCUCUGUGUGCUUGCAGAUGCUGGCGCUAUUGUGGUGCUGUAUCAGGAGGAACGGCAGAGUCUGCUCAGGUGCCUGCGGCUUCUGCUCGCCAUGCAAGCUGACGCCUCCUCCCGGUAUGCAUAUGCCAUGGAGGGGGAGAUGCAAUCCCUGCUGAAGGAGGGGCUGCUGUCAAACGUCAUGGCUCAGCUCAGGUCGCUCCCGCGAUCCCAACCCCCCAAGGCUCUGGUACGUGCUGCUGGUGUGCUGCCAUGCUGCCAUGCUGCUGUGGACGUGGAAGGGGUCGUUGUGGCCCUGGCGCGAGGGAUGCAGUUCAGCGUCUCGCUGCGUGGCUCUCCUGCCUGCUCUCUGCCGCUGCUGCUGCUGCCAAAGGAGAGGAGGCUUGCUCAUAUGUGUUUCCUCUCGUGUCCCCUUCCUCCCUGCUCCCGCACACAUGUUCUCUUCCUCCCUGCUUCCUCCUUCGCCAACAGCACCUCACAACACCCCCUCUCAUCCCCCUCUGACCUCUCGCAAGUGGAUCAGCGUCUCUCUGCCUGGCUCUCCUGCCUGCUCUCUGCCGCUUCUGCCAAGGGAGGGGCCAGUGGUAGAGGUGAAAGGGAGGAGUUUGGUAGUGGAGUGGGGAUGGCAGAGGAGGGGAUCGAGGAGGGGUUUGGAGGAGGGGCAGGAGGGGAGCGGGGACUCACUGGUUUGAAUGCAGUGCUGCCACUAGUGGGGGCGACUGGUAGUGCUGGUGCACGUUCAGAUGUGUCUCCUGUGCUGCUCGCAUGGGGUCUCUUGCGCAUGCUGCUGCAGUGGCUGCCGGAUUCCUCUCACCUGCCGGCACCCGCGUUGAACCCGGGGUUGUGUGUGCAAGGAGCCUAUGCAGCAGACGCGCUCGACUGGGUUCUCUUCUCGCUGCUCUCCUCCCCCCUCCCCGCCCACCCCUCCAGCGACCCUGUGAUGCAGAGAGUGUUGAGGAGAUGCGUCAAGGGGCUUUGCACAGCCUACCUCACUGCAUUUGACAUUUCCAACCAGAAGGGCACUCGGCUGUAUGCCCUUCUUCUGGAGAUCAUCUGCCGCACCUUUUCAGAGCAGGAGUCGCUAUGCACUGAAUUUUGGGAUGCCUCUGCCUCUCCCUCUGAUGCCCCCCUGCGCUCGCUCCUAGCCGCCACCAGACGAGACUUCCCCGCACGCCCCCUCCCCUUCCUGCGCCUCCUCUCCGCCCUCUCCCAUGGCUCAUGGCCUGCUCGCUGCACAUUUGAAUUUCUCGAGAGCACCAUGGGUGCAGCUCUCCUCCUCCCCCUGCCGCCCGCCUGUGCCUCCCUCUCCGCCCUCUCCGCUCCCCAGCCCCUGCUGCUGCCUGGCUGUGGGGGGUUGCUGUUGCCAACUGGGGCGCGGGGGGAGGUGGUCGAACGGGAGAACGGACUUUCACUGGUGCAUUUUGAGGUCCCGCUCAGCGCGCUCCUCAUCCUGCUCUUCCGCCUCGUGCACCGCGCACAGCAGGAACAGGACGCGUCCCCUGCUGACAUCAGCGCCAGCGUUGCAGGGGUGGGGGAAGGGGAGGAAGCAGCGGAGGAGCUCUCAGUGGGGCUGUCGCUCCUUUCUCACCUGCUAUCAGCUAAUCAGGCGUGUGUGGGGGCACUCCUGCAUCUCCAAUCCUCUCCCCUCAUUACAUCUGCGUCGGCCAAUGGGCUGCUGCCACGUGGCAUGACAUUGGACCCCACUGCGCUCAUCACAGCCAUACUGGAUGGCCUCCUCUCCUCCCCUGCUCUCUCUGCCCCCUCCUCCUCUUUUUCCUCCUCCUCGUCCUCCCCUUCUUCCUCCUCCUCCACCUCCCACUCACCAUCUGCUGCAGUGUCACUGACCUCUGCUGCCUGCUGCCUGCGAAUACUCGCUGCCUUUGCUCUCCUCCAUCCUGAGCGGGUUGCUGCUGCGCUCUCCUCCUCCAUCUUCUCCCCAUCAGCCCUAUCCUCCGACCUCCAACUCCAAUCAGGGCCUGCCACGAGUCCUCUGCACCUGCUGUGCUUCCAGAUCGAGCAACCACUGGGAAGCUUCCCAUUCACUCUUGCAGCUCUAGACCUGGCGGCUGCACUGGUGAAGCAGGGAGUGACAGGAGGGCCCGUGCCGGACCUGCUGGGGUUCGCAGUGAUGGAAGUGACGCCCAACUAUGGGGCGUGGCGCAUGGAGGAGGGCAGGGAGCGUUGGCACAUGGCAGGGAAGCUUUCUCGCCUCCUCUCCCUCACUCUCUCUCUCGCCCCCUGGGCCGCCUCCUCUCUCCUCCGCUCCACACACUCGCUCCUGGAGGGGGGAAGUGGCCAAGGAGGGGGAGACAACUGGGAGGAGGAGGAGGAAGAGCAGGAGGAGAAAGAAGUUACAGAGGAGAGAGGGGAGUACAUGCGGAGGGAGGGGUGGCAGGAGGAGGCAGGAGCGUAUAAGAGAAGCAGAGUCGGGGUCGGAAUGUGGAGCAGUAGCAGCAGCAGCAGUGCUGGUGGCAGCAGCAGCAGCAGCUUCAGUGGUGGUGGGAGCGGCAGCAGUGAGACAUUCAACCCCUACUCCUCCUCCGCACCAUCCGCACCACCAGCCCCACCCUCGUCCCCCUCCACAGCCUCGGCUCUCGCUUCCAAGCUGCUCCACCUGUUGCUCACCGAUGCACGCAUCUCCGCGGCCCUGCUGGCGCCACUGCAGUCGGCGCUGCUUGUGCUGCAAUGCAGGGCUUCUCAGGAGGGCUCUGAGGAGAGCCACACCUGUGCUGAAGAAUCGGUGUUGGGUUCUGAAUCGUCAGAGCAGUCGGCGGCGCUGCAUCAUGGUCUAGAGCUGCUCACCGUGUGCAUUCGCCUCAAGCCCUUCUGCCAUGCUGCUGCUGAUGCGGCUCUACGCCGUGCCUCGCUCACCUUCCUACACACGCUCUGCACCAUCACAGCUCGCAUCAGACCACACCUCCUCGUCCUCUCUUCCUUCUUCUCCCAACCCGCUGCCAAACCCAUUCUCCACAGCCUUCAGAUCGCUGUGGAUCGCAUCCUGGCCCUGGCACGAGCUGGCUGGCGCUGGCGCUGCCACGCUGUCGUGCUGCGCCUCGUCUCCCUCGACCUGUUCCUGGAAAAGAAGCUUCCUGGAAAAUACUCAGCUGUAAAAGGGACAGCAUCAGCAGCAGCAACAGGGGCGCGGAUGCUGCUGUUAGAGACUUGUCCUGGGAUGAAUAUGGGGAUGCUGGGUAGUGCGAGUGGGAGAGGGGGAGGGGGAGGGAGUGUGGGAGGGCUGGGAGGAGGGUGGAAGGGAGGAGAGGGGGUGGGGUUGGUGGGGGAACUGGUGGGGGUGGUGGAGGGAGGGGGGCGGCUGUGGGGCGACAUGUGGCAAGCUUGGAGCAGCGGCCAGAACUCUCCCCAACCCCUCCCUACUCCUUCAUCCCCUGCCUCCCCUCCUUCCAUCUCGCCAGCUGGCAUGCAAGCUGCUGGCGGCUUUCUUUUCACACCCACUCUUGCAGCAGCUACACCAUCAGCUCACCUCUCACCCUUCCUUCCCUCCCCCUUUCGAUUCCCUUCCUCCCCCCUCUUCCCCCCACGUGUGCAGUUUUUCUCACACCCGCUCUUGCAGCAGCUACACCAUCAACUCACCUCCCACCCCAAUCAACUCUCCUCCAAUCAUUUCUCCCCUCACUACCACCACCCCUACCCCUCUGACUGGAAGCCCGCUCUCCUCUCUGCCCUCUGCUCCUCACUCUCCUCUCAACUACCCUCCUCCCUCUCCUCUCUCUCCUCACUCUCCUCCCUCCUCUCCUCCACUUCCCUCCUCGCCUCCUCCACCUGCUCCCUCACACCCUCCUCCUCUCUCUCCUCCUCCUCUCUUGCCAUAGCCGAACGCUGCCUGGACUCGGUGGAAGCUUCCGGGAAGCUUCUGCGGGCUCUGGCAGGGGCAGCAGGGGCAGAGGUAAGAGUGGGGGGCUUGCUGGGAGGAGGGUUGGAGUCAGGAGGAGGGACAGCAGCAGGAGGAGCAGCAACAGGAAGGGAAGCAGGAGGGGAAGCAGGGCAAGGACAGGGAGCAGCAGUAGCGAGGGUAGAGUGGUUAGAGACCAUUGCGUGCAGCAUGAGCACUGCCUUUUUCCCACGCAGCCUCACCUCCUCUGCUGGUCUUCGUUCCUGGGGAAGCAGCGACAGAAGCAGCAGCAGCAGCAGCAGCAGCAGUGGUGGUGGUGGCAGUGGUGGUGGUGGUGGUGGUGGUGGUGCGAGUGAGAAACCGUCUCUUGCCGUGGUGGCAGCAGCAGCAGAGGCGUGUUUGGUGGCAGAUGGGUUCCUGUGGCAGGCAGGGGGGCUGCUGGGAGCAGCACGGGAUGCAGGAAACGUGCUGGCAGUCAGCAGUGGGGGAGGACUGAGCGGUACAGAUGGGUUUCAUGGCGUUGCGGUGGGUUCGGAGGAUCCCUGGGCGGUGCAGCUCAUGGAAGCUUCCCGGAAGCUGAUGGAUGCUGAGCUGGCAGAGCUCGUGGGGCCGUGGCCCGCCGUGUCGACACUUGACAGCCUCCUAUCGGUCCUGCAGCUGAUCCACAUCAUGCUGACCUCAGAACAGAGGAGAAGCAAGUUACCAGGUUCCUCCGCCACACCCGCCACCGUCUCCCUGCUACAAGACAAAACAGCUGACGUCACAGUGGUACUUUCCGAGAACCUUCCUGUGCUCCUCGAAGCAGCUUCCUCGAACAUCCAAGGAGACACGCAGGGGGGAUCCAUCAGCGCGUCAGACGCUUCCAGGAACCUUCCGAUGCAAGCUCUAGCAGUGGUGGAAAUAGCCCUGAGCCUCUGUCUCACCCUCUCAUCCACGCGUGAGGGCGCAGAUCUCCUCCUGGCCGUGGGAUUCCUGCGCCACGUCAGCACCAUCACCAACGGCCUGCCACCUCACGCCCACCUCACCGUCGGCCCUUUCCAGGAAGCUUCCGCCACCUUUGGCGGGAUGUAUGCUGAUAGGGGGGGUUCGGAAUUUUCUACAGCAGCAGCGGCGGCGGCGGCGGCGGCAGCAGCAGUAGCGGGUUUAGCAGGGAGGGUAGCAGGAGGAGCAGGGGUAUGGGAGGGACGGGUGGGUGUGAACGGGUAUGCCACAGGUCAAAAUAACGAUCAGGAUGACAGAGAUUAUAUCGGAUAUGAUACUAGAUUUGAUAUGGAUCAUGAGGAGGAGAGUGCUUCAGUGCGUGAGGCGUGGGAACUUUGGUCUCUUGCUCUCACUGUCACCACUUGCAUGUUCCGUGCCCUCCUCCCUCCCCCUUGUCUCUCCGACUCCCUCGCUCUCGCCUCCUCCUCCGGUCUUCCUUUCUCACUCUCCCCCUCCUCUGCCUCCCCCUCUCUCUCUUCCACUGCUGCAAGACUCGCCCUUGACUUCCUCUCCUUCCAGCUCCCCUCCCUCUUAGCCGCCCUCUCCUCUCCUCUCCACCCCUCCCGCUCUCUCCUCUCCCUCUCAACCCCCACACCCCCCUCCUCCUAUGCCUCCUCUCUCCUCUUCCCCCACCCCUCCACACCUGGUACAAGCACAGGCAUGGCGGGAGGUUUGGGCCUCUGGGGUGCGAAGGGGCAACAGGGGCAGGCUGGGUUCGGAGCAGGUUCGGCAGGGCAAACCAAGCCUGGAGGUUCGGCAGCGGGUGGGAAGACCGGACUGGGGGUAGGAGACGGGAAGGGAGGAGGAGCGGGCGGCGUUCGUCGGCUGCAUUCGGAGUACACUGACACUGUAGCAAUCGAGGUGUACUCGCUCGCUCUGCGCUCCCUUCACUUCCUCACUUCCCUCCUCCGCAGAUAUUUUCCCUCAGCCGCUGACAUGGCAGGGGGGUGUGCUGACGUGGCAGGGAUGCAGCAGUGGGGAGGGAGGGGGGUUGGGGGAGGGGAAGUAGGAGAAGGGGUGUGGAUGGGAGGGUUUGGCGGAGGAGUGAUGGCAGGGGUAAUGGGAGGGGCGGCAUCAGCAGUGGUGGUGAUUGGGGAAGGUGCGCCGGUGCUGCCAGCACCAGAGGUGCUACAUGGUCUAGAGUGGACUCACUUGUCGCAUCUGGGGGUGCUGGUGCGAGCGCUAGCAGUGGAGGUGGCGUUGGUGCGACUAGUGGGUCCCACCAUGCUGCCCUCUGCUCUGAGGCUCGACGACUUUGAUGCUGCCGUGCAGCUCAUAGUGCAAGCAGUGGAGGUGGCGUUGGUGCGGCUAGUGGGUCCAACCAUGCUUUCUUCAACCCUUCGCCUUGACGAUUUCGACGCUGCCGUGCAACUCAUAGUGCAAGGUGGGUGGGUGGAGAGACACAGUAGCUUGUUCUGGCCUGGGGGUCCAACCAUGCUUCCUUCGGCCCUUCUCCUUGACGACUUUGACGCUGCCGUGCAACUCAUAGUGCAAGCGGCAGGAAGGGAGCCAUUGAUCCAGUCGGAUGUGGAGGCGUUCCCGCUUCUCGUAGCCGUGCUGCUCGUCGCGCUCUCCCUCUCCGGUGACGUCAUCCGUCCCUUCACCGCCUCGCCUGCCGCUUCGCAGGCGCAGUCCGGCCCCGAGUCCGCCACUACCGCCGCACCUGUCGCCGCAUCUAGAAAUCUUUUAACUUUAAAGUAUGAGCAGAUCCGAACCAACCGGCUAGGCUCGGCAGCAACCGUGUGGAUUGUGGGCAAUGUGAUUCACGGGUCCCUCGCCAGCACGGGCGCUUUCGAGCUUGUCCUGGACGGCCGCACGCUCUUCUCCAAGCUGGCAGAGGGCCGCAUGCCACAGGUGAAUGAAAUCAUUUCAUUGGUGGACGAGCACAUGCGGGGUAACCACAUGCAGCAGUAA